AUGGCUGUCAAUCUCUGUAAUGAGGCCAUACUCACCAAAAUAGACAAGCUAAGAGGGCUCAACAUCGGAUCCAUCGUCCCUCUACCACAGCUUGUUGUCGUUGGCGAUCAAUCAUCUGGGAAAAGCUCUGUGCUUGAGAGCCUGACUGGCUUCAACUUUCCACGAGCUGCUGGGCUCUGCACGCGCUAUGCGACACAGAUCACCUGCCACCGAGCGUCGGACAAGAGCGUUGCCAUUUCAAUAAUCCCCCGGCCCCACGCUGAUGAGAAUCUGAAAACGCGGCUUCGCAAUUUCGGAUGCCGAUUUGAUGCAGAACUUGACCAGGAAAGAUUUGCUCAGACUUUUCGAGAGGCCGACCUCGCAAUGGGCAUUCGUAAGAAUGCGGGAGACAAUGGAAAUGACCUAAUUACUUUUAGCGAGGAUAUUCUUAAAAUUGAAAUAUGCGGGCCUGAUCAAAACCAUCUGACAGUCAUCGAUGUUCCCGGGAUUUUCCGCGUUCCAACACCAGGUGAUCCACUUCGCAUGCUUCCUAGCCAAGAACAACCAACUAAUUUUCACCGUAGCAUUCUUGCGGUCUUGCCGUGCAAUGUAGACAUACAGACACAGGAGGUUAUCAAGCUUGCCAAAACGGCCGACCCACAGGGAACUAGAACCAUGGGUGUUUUAACCAAGCCGGACCUCGCUUCUGAGAAGACCACUCAGGAGGCCGUCAUUGAACUGGUCAAUGGAAAGCACGACUUCUUGAAGCUCGGCUACUUUAUCGUCAAGAACCGAGGUGCAGAUGACAACUUAUCCACAAUUUCAGCACGUCUGGAAGAGGAAAAGUCUUUUUUCAUGGACCCUGCUUGGACGACCGUUCAUGAUCGAUGUGGAACAGACUCCUUGAGAGCCUGCCUGCGAGAGCUUCUCAUGGAUAUUUCCCAAGACGAAUUUCCUCAAAGGAUGGGACCCUCGAGAGCUGAUCACACAUCACAAAGGCUGUACUUGAGCAAAUUGGCAACACAAUUCCAGAUCAUUACCCUGUCAGCUCUAGAAGGACACUACAUGAGGGACGAGAUACUCAGAAAAGAGCCGAAUCUCAAGUUGGCGACGAGAAUGGUGAAACUGAACGAGAGUUUUGCCAGCAUCUUCUGGCAGAAGGGUCAUAAGCGUGCUUUUGGCCCGGAACAGGAGGACGAAGGAGAAAGCUCGCUCAGCCGCAACAUCGACGACUUCUACCUCAAAUUUCCUCUGCAGAAGUACCGCGAGCUUUCCCACAUAAUCAAAGUCAACGAAGACGACUGUCCCGAGCCAAAAUCGUCGGAACAAUCAAUAAUUGAUCAUAUCGAGCACGUGUAUGAGUCAAAUCGGGGACCCGAGCUCGGAACAGUAAGUAUUUGUGGCCUGAACGUUGAUGUCUGA
Messenger RNA from Diaporthe batatas, 1401 nucleotides. RefSeq lists its product as uncharacterized. Gene Ontology annotation, molecular function: GTP binding; microtubule binding; GTPase activity. Bases 1 to 1401 code for a protein of 466 amino acids. The record is from RefSeq and is a predicted model, not a curated record. NCBI's taxonomy places the organism in Eukaryota, Fungi, Ascomycota, Sordariomycetes, Diaporthales, Diaporthaceae. Gene Ontology annotation, cellular component: membrane; microtubule; cytoplasm. The transcript is spliced from 5 exons.